UAAUCACAUCUUGGCAGUUGGCACCUUCCUCUUUUCUUCCCCCUGCCUCAACUUGCCUCUCCCUCCUUAUCUAUAUAUUCUACUCUUUCCUUUCAUUGAGUUCUUCAGUUCACCUUCAACAAUCCCACAAUAACUUUCUCUAGAUAACUUUUAUUAUAUAUCAAGACUACUGCAAGAUCAAUCUACUGCAAAUUAAGGAGAUUUCUUUCAAUGGAAUACACUAGCUUGGUUGAUACUUCUUUGGAUCUCAACUCAAAUCCUACCCACUUCCUCUCUUUAGUUCCAAAACAAGAAGCUAAGAACAACUCAUUCAUUGAGCUUGGAUUGAAGUUGUCACCUGUUAAUGAUGAGGCUACUGGUGCUUUGGUGGAGGAAUUGAAUAGGCUGAGUGCAGAAAACAAGAAGCUAACUGAGAUGUUGACUGUCAUGUGUGAGAACUACAAUGUUUUGCAAAAACAGUUGGCUGAUUACAUGAACAAGAAUCCGGCUAAUUCGUCUGAUAGCAACUCGAAGAAACGGAAGCUGGAACCCCAUGAGAGGGGAGUUUCUGAAAGCAGUUCAAGUGAUGAAGAUUCUUGUAAGAAACCUAUACAAGAACAACAACACAUCAAGGCCAAGAUUUCUCGGGUUUGUGUUCGUACCGAAGCUUCAGAUACCGGCCUCUUGGUGAAGGAUGGAUAUCAAUGGAGGAAAUAUGGACAAAAGGUCACAAGAGACAACCCUUCUCCUAGAGCUUAUUUCAAAUGCUCUCAUGCUCCAACAUGCCCAGUAAAAAAGAAGGUUCAAAGAAGUGUUGAGGAUCAAUCAAUCUUGGUGGCAACUUAUGAAGGAGAGCACAACCAUCCAACCCAAUCGAAACAAGAGCAAGCGAGUUCAGGCUUGAACCACCGGCCGGUUGCAACCACUACACUUGGUUCACUCCCAUGCUCAGCUUCACUUGGUUCAUCCGGACCUACCAUCACUCUAGACUUAACAACACCACCCAAACCACCUACUAUCCCUUGUGAUGAAGCCAAGGUUGGUGGUAAUAACCGAAGAAUCGACACACCCGAGUUUCAAAAGUUUCUUGUAGAUCAAAUGGCUUCUUCUUUGACAAAAGACCCGAGCUUCAAAGCCGCAAUAGCCGCAGCGAUUUCGGGAAGAAUGGCUCAACAAAAUCAGGCACAAAAGUGGUAGGUAGCUAGCAAGUAUUGAUUAGAUCAUGGAUGGUGUAGAUAUCACAUGUUAAAACUUAAAAGAAAACAAAGAAAGUGCUAGUGGUAGGAAGCUUCGAUUUGAUUGAGAUUUUAGGAGGGAAAAUUAUACACAAGUUGUGAGUUGGUUUAACUUGUUUCCAGUUGUAACGUGACUUGACUGAAACCAGGAGAUACACGUGAAGUUGAGAACUUAUGGCUCAAACCAAUUGUUUAUAUGAAAGUUUACUACAAUUCGGAUUUUGAUUUCUC
Messenger RNA from Helianthus annuus (common sunflower), 1445 nucleotides. Its product is annotated as probable WRKY transcription factor 40. The transcript is spliced from 5 exons. Gene Ontology annotation, biological process: regulation of DNA-templated transcription. The record is from RefSeq and is a predicted model, not a curated record. Bases 211 to 1176 code for a protein of 321 amino acids. NCBI's taxonomy places the organism in Eukaryota, Viridiplantae, Streptophyta, Magnoliopsida, Asterales, Asteraceae. Gene Ontology annotation, molecular function: sequence-specific DNA binding; DNA-binding transcription factor activity.